CGGGAAACACAUGUCGUUUGAAAACAUUGCAUGAGAUGAUCAUUUUGUCCACAAUUUGGUGGUCAUUAUUGGAUUACAGUUACAACUGAUCACUGGUGACAAUGGUGAAGCUCCUGGAGCUUUCAAAAUUCAGUUUAGACCGCUUUAUAGUCAACAAUCCGGCCCUUCCUGUGGACUUUAUUAGGAACGCCUACUAUAACGGCAUCGGAAGACACGUGUGUCAACUGCAGAGGAUUACAGUGAAGUUCUGUAAGAACAGUACGGAUGCGAAGGGUGUCCGACAGUUCAUUGAGACAGAUCUGGUGGACUGGAGCCGACACAACCCCGGA
Messenger RNA from Oppiella nova, 329 nucleotides. The record is from the annotation of a GenBank genome assembly. NCBI's taxonomy places the organism in Eukaryota, Metazoa, Arthropoda, Arachnida, Sarcoptiformes, Oppiidae.